This is a messenger RNA of Paraphaeosphaeria sporulosa, 1173 nucleotides long. RefSeq lists its product as uncharacterized. The transcript has 5 exons. Bases 1 to 1173 code for a protein of 390 amino acids. Lineage: Eukaryota; Fungi; Ascomycota; Dothideomycetes; Pleosporales; Didymosphaeriaceae. The record is from RefSeq and is a predicted model, not a curated record.
AUGAGCGCACCGGCAGCGCAGUACUCACCACAGUAUCUGAACGAGGGCCACGGUCCCACGAUCAUUGCGACGGCAUCAUUAAUGAUCAUUCUGUGUACGGUUUUUGUCGGGCUUCGCUACUAUGCGCGCUACCUCACUUCGACUCAUUCCGGCGCAGAGGAUGUUAUUAUACCAUUCGCAUUACUGGCAGAAGUGGGACUAUGUGUUGUCGGCAUUCUCAUGGUGAAGGAAGCUGGAACGGGCCGGCAUCUCGCGUUCAAUAUUCAGAGAGAUCCUGAUAGCUUCACAAAGCACUUUAAAGGCAUCAUCGUCAACGAGUUUCUCCAUCCAGCCGCUGUAGCUUUCCCGAAACUGGUCGUGGUCAUCCUCUACCUUCGGGUCUUUACGAACAAGCUGGAGCGUGGGGUCGCAUGGGGACUUUUCGGGGUUAUCAUCGCCACAUUCAUUUCGUUCUUCGUAGCGACUUGUGUGCAGUGUACUCCGUUCGCUUACAGCUGGGAUAAAUCGAUACCAGGAGGACGCUGCUUCGAUACUGUAGCUUUUGCUUACAGUAGCAGCGUCCCGAAUAUCGUGACCGAUCUGAUUUCAACUGUAAGAAAAACCGGCUUGAUGCUGAUCUUCCUAACCGGAAGCGUCGGCAUCAUAGCCUCCGUCGUUCGGACAGUGGUCUUCGCCAAGACGAAUAUCUUGGACGAUAUCACCUUUACGAACGUGCCAUUGAUCAAUUGGACUAUCAUCGAGCCAGGAUUCUACCUCCUUGCCGCCUGCGCUCUAUCAUUCAAGCCGCUCUUCCGCAUGGUAGCUAAGGCUUUGCACCUCGGUUCGGUACUCACACACACCAAGUCAGCACUCAACAAAACCUCCUUGCACAAGACAAAUCAAGCACAGCAAAAAGACAUACAUAUGGAGACUUUCAAAUCAGGUAGCAGCGGCGGUUUCACGAAGCUGAGCGACAGCGCUGAUGGGGAAGGCAAUGAUGCUGACGGCCGAGAUCGGGAUCAUGCUGUGUGGUUCACGAAAAGUCCCGGGCACAAGAAGGGCAUGAGUGAUGGCGCGCUGAGUGUCGUCGUCACACGGACCAUAGAGAUACAGAGCGAAGAUCUGGAAAGCGGGCCACAAGUGCGAACGCGCGACCAUGUACACUACAACACUAAGGUUAGCCGGGCUGAGUAG